UUAGAGAUCUCGAUAGAAUCUUCACAUGAUGUGGAGCAGUGUGCGGAUCCAGAUGGCGAGGGACACGUCCUGUGCGCAGGUUCAGGUGGUGUAUUUGGACAGCAGCUGGGGGACUCGCCACCGGGCUCGUGGACCAUAGCCGCUUCUCCCAGACUGGACUGGCUGCCUGUCAGGCUACCCGUCAGACUGGUGAGGGUGCUCCGAUCACCCUGGAGCCAUUGGAGCAUCUCCAUACCUUCAUGCAGCGACAGCAACUGGCGCAUAAUUCUCACGUCUGCCGAUCGCACCUGCUCCUGUAAGAAAUGUAACUUACCCAGGUUUGAUGUUUCUGGGGUCCAUCCUAAAACAAAGCAGAUUGGAACAUUCACAGAAACCCCAUAUUGCAAAAGAUUCACUGAUGAUCUGGUGAGCAGCCUGGGCCCAGGUAAAUAUGAGGUGGAUGCUGGCGACCUCAGUCGGUGUGCAGUGCAGAGCGGGACAGCUGGACAGGUCUGGAGGAAGCAGCUGGGAGCUAACAUGCCUCACAUUCUCCAUCGGAGGGUAUGGACCAUCCAAUGCCAGCUGAGAGAUGCACUUGGACCUGGGAAAUACAACCUCAAAAGUUUCACUGAUGUACUGAAGGAGAAACCCAGCAGUGUGAGGGGUGUGUGUGAUUCUCGUGAGGACAGAUUCAAGGAAUAUAUAAAGAAGUGUCCGGCAGGCCCGGGGAGUUAUGGGAAAGGGGGCCUCCCCAGCAGUCUGCUGGACGAGAGGAGGGCCAGACCCACGGGCAGCUGUGCGAUCAACGCUGGAGUGGAGCGGUUCCCAGAGAGACCAGUGGACUGUGGUUUGUACCCUGGCACGUACAAGAUGAAGUCCUUCACUGAGUUAAUCCUGCAGCACCAUGUCGGUAAGAAAGGGCCUUAUGAAAUAUUCACAGGCCGAAGAGACAAACCCAUCAACUCUGGAUACUUUGCAGCUCCGAGAACAGCUACUGUGAAUCCAGGACAAUUCUUCCUGCCACCCAUGUUUGGCGACGGGCUCAAGAAGCAGAGGCAACAUGGCAAAUUUGGCCAAAUGGAGCGCUUCCCCACCGUGCCGAGCGAACGCAUCUACCACAGCACACUGGCACAGAGACCUGAACCAGCAAACCAGCCUGGUCCUGGCCCUAGUGACUACAUGAUCGCUCCACUCUCCCGGGUGGAGAAUAGUAAUCCACCCCCGUUCUUCUCCCCCACGCGUCGCUUCGGCCCGAUGCUUGGGAAGCCGAUGCAGGGCAACUCUUGUAUAGUGGGCCCAGGCCGCUACAACAUCUGCCAAAAAGUAUCAAAGAAUCACAAAAAAGGAAGUACUGCUUUCAAGUCACAGACAAAGAGAUACUUGGACAACAUAGACCAGGACAUCUUUGGCCAGGAGAAACUGAGGCCAUUCAACAUCCCAGCUGAGCAGAGGCCCUAUCACAGGCGUCCGGAUGAGGCUGUGACAUGUUCUACGGCUGCCUUUUAGGCUGAAUACCCACUCUGUGCACGAUAAAUGUUUGAAAUCUA
Messenger RNA from Alosa sapidissima (American shad), 1526 nucleotides. RefSeq names its product lymphocyte expansion molecule-like. The coding region runs from base 517 to 1485 and encodes 322 amino acids. The transcript has 10 exons. The record is from RefSeq and is a predicted model, not a curated record. Lineage: Eukaryota; Metazoa; Chordata; Actinopteri; Clupeiformes; Clupeidae.